UAUAAAACAACUUGCUGGUGUGUGCCAUGGAAUCAGCCUUGUGAAUAAUUGUCAUAGCUCUUCUUUGCAGUGGCUGAAGCAGAGUUUUGCAAUCGUUUCUCUGUGCUCAGUGUGGUUCAGGGCCCUGGUUAAGAUCCCAAGUCUGUCUCAUCCCGACUGAGCAGUGAGGAGCAGAAAAUGUGGAAGAGCAAGCUCUCUGCACUUUACUCUGUACUUGGUGUCAUGCUGCUGUGGCCGGACAUCCUUGCCAAAACGGUCGUGCUCAAGCUGCAACAUGCAGACGUGGAGACUCCACCUGCUGAACACAGAGAAGAGCGCCCCCCCAUGGUAAGGAGGUCAGCUCAGUCCUGCGACAGCACCUUCGACCACUACUGUCUCAACAACGGUCAGUGCAUGCUGUUGGUGGACAUCAAUGAACACCACUGCAAGUGCGACAGCGGGUUCUACGGCCCUCGCUGCAGUCACCCGGAGCUGUCGGUCAAGCCUAUGGAAGAAGAGCAGCUGAUCAUGGUCAUCUUCUGUCUGGCUCUGCUUUUCCUGGGAACAGCUGGACUCAUCUACUUUUGCUGGAAAUGGUGCAAGAAAAACAAGUUCCCUCGGCAGCGCCAGGGCUACAAGGGUGCGCAGAGCGCAUAGAUGCCAGCGUGGUGCCACUGCCGCUAUUUACCAUGAACUUGCAUCGUCUGUGCCUGGAGAUUUGAUUCAGCGGCUGGUUUGCUGGAAUGUCACACAAGGUCUCAAGGUUGGUUUGUGGUCUCACGUGUGCCAGCAGAGUUAGUGCCUUGAUUUGUGUUGUUGCCAAUGAUUUCUGGAACCUUAUCACUUUGCUCAUUUUCCUGAGCUAAGCGUUGUAAUAUUAUCUAUAUAAAUACAAACAUAUAUUUAAAUGCUUCAUGAGAUAUUGUGGCUCAUAGAAAAUGGUUACUAUUUAUGUCUUAGCAAUUGGUAUAUGCUGCUGCACUUUACCCUGAGAACAUCAAGACAUUUCCAAACCUUCAUCAUUUCAAGCAUAUUUCAGGCUUCAGUUUUGUUUUGAACAGGGAAUAAGCACGAAAGCCAGACUUGGCAUCAUUUGUAUUUUUAUGCUCCUGUUUGCCAGCUUUUAUUUAUUGUUUUUGUUUAAAGUGACAUCAUAAUUUAUCCUCUCACUGUUUCAACAAACAGGUUGAUACUUGUUCCACAUCAAGA
Messenger RNA from Synchiropus splendidus (mandarinfish), 1188 nucleotides. Its product is annotated as proepiregulin-like. Lineage: Eukaryota; Metazoa; Chordata; Actinopteri; Syngnathiformes; Callionymidae. The transcript has 6 exons. The coding region runs from base 178 to 636 and encodes 152 amino acids. The record is from RefSeq and is a predicted model, not a curated record. Gene Ontology annotation, biological process: positive regulation of mitotic nuclear division; epidermal growth factor receptor signaling pathway; positive regulation of cell population proliferation.